Aspergillus pseudoviridinutans is the source of this 1740-nucleotide messenger RNA. Its product is annotated as enhancer of polycomb-like protein 1. Bases 1 to 1740 code for a protein of 579 amino acids. The record is from RefSeq and is a predicted model, not a curated record. The transcript is spliced from 4 exons. Gene Ontology annotation, biological process: regulation of transcription by RNA polymerase II. NCBI's taxonomy places the organism in Eukaryota, Fungi, Ascomycota, Eurotiomycetes, Eurotiales, Aspergillaceae. Gene Ontology annotation, cellular component: piccolo histone acetyltransferase complex.
AUGACUAGAUACGGGGGUAUGGGGAGGACGCGCCCGAAAAAGCUCACCUCGAAGGCCUCAAUCCCCAUUGUCCGGGAACAUGAGAUCGAUGUCAUCGAUGAUGAGGUCCAUAAUGCCCUACAACAGGUGGAAACUGGUGUUGAGAAGGCUGAGGAGUCGGAAUUCCAUCUUCAAGCCGCUAUCAGCGCGACUGCCCAAGGAAAAGUGAACGAAGCUCACAUUCCCACCCCAGAGACCGUCCUCAGUAAUCUUCGAUAUGAUGAGCUCUAUCCUCCCAUCUUCUCGCAGCCGGCGACAUACAUCCGCUUCUCCUCGACUGUCGAGGACUGUUGCGGAUGCCCGUAUAACAUGACCGAGGAGGAUGACGUCUUCCUCAAGAUCUUGAAUGAGAAGCGGGAGCCGUCGAACCGGAUCACAGAGGAUCAAUUCGAAGAGGUGAUGUACUUCUUCGAGGAGACGGCACAGACAAAGCAACCAUUUGCAGCUGUAGAUAGCCCUCCUGUCCUGAGCUUCGCAGACAUGCAAGACUCAACGGAUGCAACUGUAGAGGAGAGCGUCAAGCGUUUUGCAAAGGACAUAUAUGAGCACUGGAAGUUGCGACGGAUCGCCACUGGGAACCGCCCACUCCUACCGAGUCUCAAGUUCGAAACUGGUCAAGAAACCGAUGAUACAGACCCGUAUGUCUGCUUUCGUAGGCGUGAAGUCCGUCAGAUUCGGAAGACCCGCGGCAGAGAUGCCCAAAGUGCGGAUAAACUGCGCAGGCUUAGAAAGGAGCUGGAAGAUGCUCGACAGUUGGUUGCACUGGUGCGCCAGCGGGAGUUGGCAAGAAAAGAGAUGCUCUCAAUGGAACGGCAGAUAUUCCUGCAGCGUUCCGAGGUGAAGGAAAUGAAGAGGAAACUCAACAUCAAAGACGAUGACGAGGACCUUAUCAACCAGAAGCCAAAGAAGAAGCCUGCGGAGGCACCAGCUGCACAACGGCCUACCGCUCCUCAGGUCCGGAUGCCACAGAAGCCCGGUACUCAGGCUGCGGACGACCUGCAGCUGCUCGAAGACGUCCAGGCGGAGAAAGAAAACGAGAUUCUGCGGGAUAUCAAGCAGAACAUUGCGAAGCAUAUCAAGUGGAACGAGGGCUAUGUGGAUUUCACAAGAGCGCCUCUCUCGCCACCUCCGGAGAAAACCUUCCAGGCAGCAUUCCGUCCGGCAAUCACCACCCAAUUGCCAACUCCUCCUUCUUCAGAUUCGUCCGACAAUAUGAUGUUGGACUCUGCCUUAGAUACCGCCAAUUCCCUCUCCUUCCGAGAUAAGCUAGUUCCUCGUACAUGGGAGAUGAAUGAGGACACCAGCAGAAUACCGUCGUUCAGGAGGCGCAUUGGGCGCGGCGGUCGUUUGAUGAUCGAUCGUCGGAACCUGGUGUCGCGGUGUAGAAUCGAACUGGAUCCGCUGAAGGCUGAUCGAUUCAAGUAUGAUCGGGAGGAUUCGGACGAUGAGUCAGAAUUCGAAUGUGAUCCGUACGAUGUCCAGAUCAUGCAACAUCGUGCCAUAAUGGCUGCUAAAGCACGAGAUCAAGCUGCUGCUGCCGCCCAAGCACAUGCGCAGGCUCAAGCAGCUCAAGCGCAAGCACAGGCUCAAGCGCAGAAACGGUUGCAGGCCGAACAAACCACAACCAACAAUGGGCCGCCGAACAUGGGGCAGACAAUGGGAUCGAACCCCGGGCCUGGUGCCGUCGCCUCCACUUCGUGA